AUGGCUCCAAAGAAACCUGGUAGUUGGAGAACGAAGAAGAAGAUGAAGCUCGAAGAUGAGCUGAAGAGUCUCCAGAACGAAUUGUCCGACACGAAGGAGAAGAUCCAGAAAGAAGAGGCGAAAAAGAAGGAGAUCCAGGCGAAGAAGAGGAAGAGCGAUGCGGAGUUCCGGCAUAAGAAGCAGCAGGAAUUCGAAACCAAGUACGCUGCCGAAUUGGACGCGAACGAAAUCGAAAUCGAGGAAUUAUCAGACAAAUACGACAACUUUGUUGAAUUGGAAGAACAAACGAAAGAUACGACAGUGAAAUAUCUGGGCAAGAUUGAUGAAGCACUAGAGAAGACGAAGUUCCACGAGAACAUGAUGCGGAAGUUCGCAAAGAACCCGAAUCACACGGGAGCCUCGUGCCCCGUCUGUUCCAACGAGUACCAUACGAUUCGGAUUCCACGUGUCCUCAGUUAGUUUGACACUCGAGUUAUAUCAACAUUUGAAAUGAUUGCAGCCUGUGGACACACGAUUUGCGAACUCUGCAUAAGGAAGAUCGACAAUGAGGAGAACAACAACAACGACACUCUCGGCGACGUUCGGUGCUGCCCGACGUGCCGAGUGCAGUUUGAGCACAAAUCCGGAGAGGAAUGGAAUCUGCCGCCCAACUACGCGCUUCUCUGA
Caenorhabditis sp. 36 PRJEB53466 is the source of this 666-nucleotide messenger RNA. Lineage: Eukaryota; Metazoa; Nematoda; Chromadorea; Rhabditida; Rhabditidae. The record is from the annotation of a GenBank genome assembly.